Molecule: messenger RNA, 888 nt
Organism: Rotaria socialis
Lineage: Eukaryota; Metazoa; Rotifera; Eurotatoria; Philodinida; Philodinidae
Source: the annotation of a GenBank genome assembly
AUGACUGAAAUAAAUAAGAAUAAAUGUGAAGUUCCUUCAGGCCAACAACGAAUAUUAAUUACUGGCGUAUCAGGUUUGAUGGGAAGAAUUUUAUUUAACUACUUAACUGAAAAAUAUCCAACAAAGUAUCAAGUCUUCGGAAUUGAUCAACAUUUGAAUAUUUCAACACGAUAUCAGUCGAUAAACAUUGAUAAUAUUAAAAUAAAAUCAAUAUCCUCUAUUUCAACAGACAAGUUCUUUCAAUGUGAUAUUACUGAUAGAACUAAAUUACAUCAAAUCAUUCAAGAGCAAAAGAUUGAAAUUAUUAUUCAUUUAGCAGCUCUGCUCGAAAAUUAUACUGAUAUUGAUAAGAUUUCACAUGUUAAUAUUGAUGGAACAAAAAAUAUCUUUGAAGCAGCUGGUAUCCAUCGUAUUAUAUAUGCAAGUUCAGUAAUGACAGUUUUUGGUUAUAUUACUCAGGAACCAUAUCUUUCAAUAUUUCACGAUACAUUUGAUGAUGCAACGAUGCUUGAAAGUCUUCAAAAAAUAACCAUAAAAGAUUAUCCACCUUUAGCUGACAUUCAAUCACCCGGUUGUACAGCGUAUUCUCAAAGUAAAAUCAUUGGCGAACAGAUGGCUACUGAUAUUGUUAAAAAUAGUUCGAAGUCAAUUAUUUGUGCUCGUUUUGGAUCGAUCAAUAUAGAUGAUCAACCAGGAAAAACAUGGCUUCGACAUGUUUGGUGUAGUUAUCGAGAUCUAUGUUCAUUUAUUGAUAAAGCAUUAGAAGCUCCUCAAUAUAUUAGUGGCAUCUACUUCAUUAUGUCGAAUAAUUAUCGUCUUUGGGUUGAUUUAGAUGAUGCAAAACAAGACCUUGGUUUCGUACCACAAGACGGUGCUGAGAAACUAUAA